UGUGUGCGCACGACUCGCGCUUUAUCAAGUCACUCUCAAAUCUAGCUAAGGAGGCAAUAUGAGUGAACUUGAAAAACUUAUCAACAAGGCCACAGAUCCCACAUUAACAAGCGACAACUGGCAGUACAUUCUAGAUGUAUGCGACAAUAUCUCUACUAACCCCGAAGAGCAGACAAAGCAAGCCAUUCGGAUCAUCACGUUGCGGUUGAACACCAAGGAUGCAAAUGUCAUGUUGAGAACAUUGGCACUAAUUACCGCCGUGGCAGAGAAUUGUGGGUCUCGAAUGAAACAGGAGAUUGCCACAAAGUCCUUUCUUUAUGAUUGUUUGAUCAAGAAGCUCAGCGAUAGGAAAAUCCACAAAACCAUCAAGAUCAGUGUUGCCCAAGUGAUUGGUCAGCUCCAUGAGUCGUUUAAAUCGGAUCCAUCACUUAAGCCAAUGACCGAUGCUUACAACACGGUUGCCUCGGACUACAAACAGUUUCUCAGCCAGAAGCCAGAUACGUUUGGUCCCAGUAAACCCGCAAAGCAGGAAAUGAGCCAACUGGACAAGGUAAAAGAGGAUGAGGACUUGCAAAGGGUGUUGAAGUUGUCCCUACAGGAAUAUGAGCGUGAAAAAGCCGUCCGUAAAGCGUACCUAAAUGACAAACCUUUACCUGUAACGAGGACCGAGGCUGCUCCACAACAACUUCAACCACAAAACAGUGCAGAACAAACAAUUGCCACAGUAUCAAAGGUCAGGGCAUUGUACGACUUGAUCUCCUACGAGCCAGACGAGUUAUCUUUCCGUAAAGGCGACAUUAUCAGUGUGAUCGAGCUGGUUUACCGUGAUUGGUGGAGAGGUUCUUUGCCCAAUGGGAAAGUGGGUAUAUUUCCCUUGAACUACGUGACUCCUAUUGUAAGUAAAUCAGCACAAGAAUUGGAGUCAGAGCUGGCAUGGGAAGACAAUAUUUUGUCUAAUGAACUGAGGAAGAUUGAUAGGUUACUUGGACUUUUAUCCACUAAUUCACCGGACUUGAAUGAGGACGAAAUCACCGAUCUUUACAACCAAAUCUUACCCCUUCGGCCAGCUUUGGCCAAUUCCAUAGAGAAGUACAGUUCCCGUAAAGAGGAAUUGACUUCUUUGAAUGGUCAAUUGAACGUCCAGAUCAAGUUCUUUAAUGAGUUGGUUGAUAACCUGAUAAACCAGAGAAUCAACCACCAGUACUCGGGAGCUCCAGCAACAUCUAUGCCCUAUCCAAGCUUCCCCCAGUUUCUUCCACAAAAUCCUAGUUCAGAUCAGGGAUAUAUAGCUCAGCAGCCUACCAGCAGCGGGUUUGGAAAUGCUCCUAGGCCUGCUCAAGCCACUGGUCUGGUCCCUCAAACAUAUCCUUCUUAUCCUCAGUAUGGAGCAGCUCCUGAAGCUAUAAACGUACAACCGAACACUCAUCAAGGUCUGAAUCCCUUUCAAACCACAGGGAGUGCACAACAGUAUCUGAACAUAAAUAGUUUUCCUUCUGUAAACCAGUUAUAGGCUCUUGAUACACAAUCGCAUUUU
This is a messenger RNA of Yamadazyma tenuis ATCC 10573, 1534 nucleotides long. It is a transcript of the gene HSE1, whose product is annotated as ESCRT-0 subunit protein. Gene Ontology annotation, cellular component: ESCRT-0 complex. Lineage: Eukaryota; Fungi; Ascomycota; Pichiomycetes; Serinales; Debaryomycetaceae. Gene Ontology annotation, molecular function: phosphatidylinositol binding; ubiquitin binding. Gene Ontology annotation, biological process: protein transport to vacuole involved in ubiquitin-dependent protein catabolic process via the multivesicular body sorting pathway. The record is from RefSeq and is a predicted model, not a curated record.